Selaginella moellendorffii is the source of this 1780-nucleotide messenger RNA. RefSeq lists its product as uncharacterized. Lineage: Eukaryota; Viridiplantae; Streptophyta; Lycopodiopsida; Selaginellales; Selaginellaceae. The record is from RefSeq and is a predicted model, not a curated record. The coding region runs from base 99 to 1688 and encodes 529 amino acids. The transcript has 2 exons.
ACGAAUAUUUCCCCAUUAAAAAUCAACUGUUCUGCGGGCGUGUUUGGCUCAACAGUUUCUUCUAAACUUUCUACCUCCCGGGAAUUUUUCUCUUCCAAAUGGAGUACUUUAGCGCCCACAAGAAACUCUUGAGCAGUGUGAUCUUUGUUCUUGCAAGCGUGAUGAUCCUGGGACUUUACUUUGUCAAGCCAGGAGCCUUUUAUAAUCUCGAUUUUUUGCCGGAUCACACCACCACUUCUUCCAUUCCAACGAGCUCUUCUUCUUCUUCUUCUUCUUUCCCGUCCAAAGUUUUGCUCCAGCGCUUAUCUGAGAACGGCACACGGGAAUGCCACAACGUGAGUACCGCAGCUGCGAUCCUGUUUGGGCUUCCCAGAGCAGAGAAUGAAGGCGAGGUUACCUUGUCCACCGGUGUUCUUCACAAGCUCUGGAUCGUCUCGUAUGCUGGCGAUGGAAGUAGGCGGUGCUUUGGAGGAGAUUUCUUCGAGACAGAUCUCUCAGGUCCCAACUGGAAGUCACGACCACCAGUAACAGAUGUGGGAGAUGGCUCCUACCUUGUGGAGCUCAAAGUGGACGACGAAUUCGCAGGACCUUACACCUUCAAAGCCAUCCUCCUGUUUCCAAACUUUCAUGGCUUGGAUCAGCAGCCAGACAAAUGGGCUCUCAAGAAACAGAUGUUCUUACUGAAAAUUCGCUUUGCAUCCAGAAGCAGCAUCUUCAAGUCCCGACCACUCCCGAUCUGCAGCAGUAGCGACUUUAGAUCGAACACAAGAUGGUCUGGCAAAUGGACGAGAACGAAAUUUAACGAGUCAUGCAAACUAGACAAGGAAGGACGUUACCGCUGCUUGGAUGGAAACGAGAAGUGCGACGAGAGCCAGUGUAGCGGAGCUAUCGCGAGCUUGGAGAGCAACGGUUGGGUGUACUCGGCACACUGUAAGUUCCAGAUAUGGAGCUCGAGCGAAGCAUGGAAGUGCCUGGACGGGAAGAAGAUCUUCUUCUGGGGCGACUCAAACCACCAGGACACCAUCCGGAACCUCAUGAACUUCGUGUUGGGAUUCCACCACAACUCCAUGCCACGGACAUUCAUCGCCAACCUCACCAAUCCGUCGCACCCCUCGCAAAACUUCACCGUGGUGGAGAUUUUCAACGGCCACACCAAUCCAAACCUCAACUUCCUGGGCCUCGCAACACUCGACGAGCCUCUCUACCGCGCAUACGUGACGCAAGAAUUCCUCCGCGGCUCCCCACCCGACGCGCUGAUCCUCAACUCCGGGAUGCACGACGGCGUCCGAUGCAGCAACGCCAGCCAGUUCCUGGAAUCCGCCACGGCCGCCGCGCAGUUCUGGAAAACCCUAGCCACGGGGGAUAAGAUCAAAGCGAGGACGCCGCGCGUGAUAUUUCGCUCGACGAUCACUCCGGCGGGCGAGUCGCGCUCCAUGCCCUCGAAUCCACAGAAGAUGGAAGCAUUCAACCAGGUCCUCGGGGACGAGAUCCGGAGAGUGCUUGGCGAGGGCGUGCUGCUCGUCGAUGCCUACGACAUGACCUUCCCCUGGCACUACGAUCACAGAUACAGUGAUGGCGGUCACUAUGGGAGGCCGCCUUCCCUGACGCCCUGGUAUGGCGGCAUCGGCCACUACUACUUCGCUGACCUAAUGCUCGUCCACGCCCUCCUCACGGCCAUUUGCUCGUAGCAAGAAAAAGCUUUCCCGCGAAAAUAAUAUGGGAAUCUUGUCGUGCUUGAAAUUUUAACGCGGGAGGAUAUUCGGCAUCUUGCGCUUUGAAU